AUGAUCUUGACAGAUGCCAGGGGGAAGGCCAAGGCCAAAGCCAAAGCCAAGGCAGCCGUAAAGGCCAAAGCGAAAGCAAAGGCCAAGGCGAAGGCUUCUGCUCCACCGAAGGCGAUGAAGGUGAAGGCUUCAGAGCCGGAGGAGACCGAGCCUGCCGAGCCAGCUGACGAGCCUGAAGAGGAGGCCCAAGGCAAGAAGAAAGAGAAGAAGGAACCCAAAGAGGGCAAGAUGGGAGCUUUCCUGAAGAAAAUCUUGGAUGAAGCAAAAGGCAAAUCCUUCGAGGAAGCAGGGAAACCCGGGAAACCCGGGAAACCCAACAGUUCUUCCGGCAUUGUAAAUAGGAUAUCACUAUUUGAUUACUAUUUGGUUGGGGGGUGACAGGGGGAAAUCACCAUUGAGUUUGGGUGGAUCCUUGCCACAUGUUGGCUACUCAUUUGUGGAUUUGUGGUGGGAUUCUUGUAGAAGCCUGCGACGACCGUACCAAAACAAUGAGGCGGAAACUCAAA
This is a messenger RNA of Cladocopium goreaui, 506 nucleotides long. The record is from the annotation of a GenBank genome assembly. Lineage: Eukaryota; Dinophyceae; Suessiales; Symbiodiniaceae.